This is a messenger RNA of Esox lucius (northern pike), 2494 nucleotides long. It is a transcript of the gene klhl23, whose product is annotated as kelch-like family member 23. Lineage: Eukaryota; Metazoa; Chordata; Actinopteri; Esociformes; Esocidae. The record is from RefSeq and is a predicted model, not a curated record. The coding region runs from base 487 to 2172 and encodes 561 amino acids. Gene Ontology annotation, molecular function: protein binding. The transcript is spliced from 4 exons.
ACUGCCAUGGCAACGAAAGUGGGACUGAAUAGAAGUGGAUGGGAAGUGGGCCCUUUGCUGUGGGAGCAUUCCUUAGCCAAAUAAGAGCUCCCUGCCAACAUUUCGAUUUUUUUCUGUUUGGUUCAUUUGGUGACUAGAGGACUCAUGCUCAUUGAUUAGGCUACGUCUUGGCUCAACCUCUGGUGGUAGGAUAAUGUGCAUGGAAUGAAGGGAACGGUGCUUUGUUGAAGGCGUCUGCUUGGCUGUUAUACUUGCCUAUUAUCUAGGAAGCUGGCUGAAGUAUAUGGAGCAUGGUGACAGCCGGCGCCUCUCCAACUAUACACAGAUACCAAAAUAGGACAGCGAGGUGCUGGAAACCGAACUGAGGGCUAAUUUUGAGGUUGAAGUGUGUGCGAGUAGCCUACUCUAAAGCGCUCAAAACAACAUAACUGCGCCUGUUUCAGUCCAGAAAGCGCCAUUCAUGCUAUUAUACGGUGGAAAGCCAUUAUGUCAGACAAAAGAAAAGAAAGCUACAUUUAUGAUUUUUGUGAUUUCGCCCAUCCAAAUGAGCUGUUGGAUGCCCUGAGAGAGUUCUACAUAGGUGGCAUAUUCACAGACAUUACCAUACAAUGUGCGACAGGACAAGUCUUUCACUGUCACAAGGCGGCUUUGUCAGCUCGCAGCUCUUAUUUCAAAGCCAUGUUCACAGCUGACAUGAAGGAGCGGUCAAACAACCUCAUCAAAUUAACUGGGAUUGAUUGUGACGUUCUGAGUGCUUUGCUGAACUAUAUUUACACUUCCAGGGUGAGCAUCACCAAGACAAAUGUACAGAGCCUGUUGGAGGCAGCAGACCUCCUACAGUUCAACUCAGUGAAGCAGGCUUGUGAGGACUUCCUUAUACGCUUCCUGGAUGUGGACAACUGCCUGGGAAUGCAUUCUUUUGCUGAGCUGCACAUCUGCCCUGAGCUGGAGCGGGAAGCACAAAGGAUAAUGCUCAGUAGGUUUGAGGAUGUCAUGCAGCAGGACGAGUUCCUAGAACUGGACUACUACAAGCUGAGUUCAGUCAUGGCUUCGGAGAACCUCAACGUAUGGAAGGAUGAAGUUCUCUUGGAUGCCAUGGUCAAAUGGGUCAGCCAUGACCUGGUCAAACGUGUUGAUCAUGUUCAAGACCUACUGCAUUGUAUCCGUCUUGAGCUGGAUGAAGUGUACUUCAGGACAGCCCUGGAUGUACAGAGAAAAUGCUUACUGGGCAAUGAGAGUAAAGUGAGGUCACUUAUUAUCCACACUUUGAAGCCUAACUGCAAAGAGACUUCAAUGCGAAGGAAAAAAUCACCAAGCAUGUAUGUUAUUGGAGGUUACUACUGGCAUCCACUGUGUGAAGUCAAUAUUUGGAAUCCAGUUAGCAAUACAUGGGUGCAAGGAAAAGAUAUGCCUGACCAGACAAGAGAAAGCUACAGUGUUUCUUUAUUGGGGGCAAAUAUUUAUGUGACUGGGGGUUAUAAGACUCAAACCAUUGAAGCCCUGGACACAGUUUGGAUUUAUAAUGGUGAUUGUGAUGAGUGGACGGAGGGAUGCCCCAUGAUAACUGCCAGAUACUACCACUGUUCGGUUGCUUUACGUGGCUGUAUCUACGCCAUUGGAGGGUACAGAGGGGGAGCUAUUCAACUUGAGACUGAAUAUUAUGAUCCCUUAAAAAAGAAAUGGUUCCCUACAGCGAACAUGAUACAAGGUGUAGGAAAUGCCACUGCUUGUGUCAUGAAUGAUACAAUCUACGUUACUGGGGGUCACUAUGGAUCCAGAGGAAGCAACACCUAUGAAAACAUUCAAGCCUACAGGCCAGACAUCAAUGAAUGGAACAUUGUCACAAUAACCCCUCAUCCAGAAUACGGCCUAUGCUCGGUUUCUCUGAACAACAAGUUGUACUUGGUGGGAGGACAAACUACAAUCACAGACUGCUAUGAUCCAGAGAGAGAUGAGUGGAGGCAGCUGUCAGUGAUGAAGGAGCGAAGGAUGGAGUGUGGUGCUGUAGUGAUCAAUGGCUGCAUCUAUGUGACCGGAGGAUAUUCCUAUUCAAAGGGGACGUAUCUGCACAGCAUUGAGAAGUAUGACCCCGAUCUAGACACCUGGGAGGUUGUAGGAAGCCUCCCAAGCCCAGCAAGAACACAUGGCUGUGUUUGCAUCAACAGUGUGUAGUUUCAGUGUACAUUUACAACCCAUCCAGUUCCUCUGUGCCAUACCCAUAUAAUCAUUUUGGUUGACUCCUUGGAAUAAUUAAUGAAGUAGAAUGAUUUUCACAUGUUGACAAAAUUACAAAAUAUAGCUCGUUAUCCGUGUUGUUUAUUUUAAACCGACGUUUGGCUCGUAUUUGUCAAGUAUGUCAAUAAUUUUGGAGGUGAAUAUGCACUGCAACCUGUUUUUACUUGUUAAACGUAAUAUGCAAUUUGAUCAUGCACUUGAUUUCACGGAGUGAUGUUGUGAAUUUUGCCCAAAAAAUAUAUAUUAUUAUGAAUAACAU